AACGAAAAGAUGUUAUAAAAGAGACAGAAAUGCACGCAAGCCGGCAGUGACAACGUUCAGUAUCUCUUCGAGCGAAGUAAGACGUAAUUGGUGUUCGUUCAACAACUUCAAGACGUUUUAAAUCGUGUUUUUUUUUUCUUGAAAAGAAAGAAAAAAAAAAUUAAAAAUGGCGGAAACUAAGCAAGAAAAUGGUGUGGGUCCUCAAUUGGAGGUAUUAAAUCGAGUAAAAAAAAUUCCCGUUAUUCACACGGCUAUGGAGAAAACAGGAUCGACGUAUUCUUAUUUAAAAGAUUCUCAUCACUUGAUAAAUUGGGCACUGAAUUACGCCGAAGUUGGACUUAAUUAUGCUACUGCAACCGCGGUACCAAUCGCAGCGCCAUUGGCGAAGAAAUUCGAAGGACAAAUAAAUGCUGUUGAUCAGAAACUUUGCGAAGGACUCGACAUCGUUGAAAAAAAAGUUCCGAUUGUUAAGAAGCCGCCACAACAGAUUUAUGACGCCGCUAAAGCCGUCAUGUGCAGUUCUCUCCAUCCGACGAUAGAAAAACUUCAUUCCGCGAAAGCUUCGGCAACUCAACAUGCUUCAGCGCUCAAAGAAAUAAGUAUAACGAAAACGAACGAAUUAUUGAAUACUCAAUAUGGUAGUAUAGCUGUCCAAGGUGUAGAUAAUACCAGCGUUCUUAUCAAUCGUUUGUUGGAUCAUUAUUUCCCUGCUGUCGAUGGAGAAGAGACUAUGCCAAAUCCAGUCUCUGCUGAUGAGAAUAAAGUUUUGCACACCGUACAAACGAUCGGACAAUUGUCUACGAAAACUGCCCAUCGCGUUUAUCAUUCGGUCGUAGCACAAUUAAAAACUGUUAAGAAAGAAGACGUGGCGCAAUAUAUGUCUAGCGUUGUGUCGAUUCUUCAUUUAACACAAUUUUUAGCUUCGGGACAGGAACAAACGGAACAAAAGGCGGACACACCUACGCAAGAGAAAAAAUAGAAGGGAUUAUAAGUCUUGUUAUUUAAGAUAUCUUUUAGAAAAGAAGAUAUUUUUUAGUAUCACCAUUUAUUUACAUAUGUAUUUUUUUUUUUUCAAUGCAUAAUAUUUAAUUAUGUAUAGGUAUAUACAAUCAAUUAAUCGUUCCAUUCUCGAAUCAAUGAUAUUAGAAGAACGUCUUCGCGUAUCUUCGAAAUUAUCUUAACGUUUUUCAUAAUAUUUAUACAUUGUAUUUUCCAAUAAUCAAUUAUUGCGAAAUUUCGAAUUAUGACUGAAUACUUUUAUGUGAAAAAAAAAAGAAAAGUAAUUGUUCUAAUGAUAUAUAAGUUCUGAUUAGAAUUGAUAACAACGCACAUAGGCCAAUAUUACAUGCAUAUUGAAAAUAUUUUAUACGUGCGACAUAUCAUAUAUAUAUAUAUAUACGUUUCAUAAAAAUAAAAUUUAAUAAGUAUGUAUUAUAUUUAUAUUGACCAGAAAUAAAAAGUAAAGUCGGGAAAUAGAGUUAAUACGAUAUAUUUGACUCUUUCGAAAAGACGAUAAGAGAUGUGAGGAAAUUUUUUAAAUGAUAGAAAUGAAAACAUUCACUGAUAUGAUUAGCAAUUGGAAUAAACAAAAUUCAUAAUGUAAAUCAGAGAUCAAUGGAAGUAUACGUUUCCAUUACGCGAGAAUUGUUCGAUAAAAUUAUACAACUUAUUGUAACACGCAAUUACAAUGGAUAAGUGACAACAAA
This is a messenger RNA of Vespula pensylvanica (western yellowjacket), 1706 nucleotides long. RefSeq names its product lipid storage droplets surface-binding protein 2-like. Bases 167 to 979 code for a protein of 270 amino acids. Lineage: Eukaryota; Metazoa; Arthropoda; Insecta; Hymenoptera; Vespidae. Gene Ontology annotation, biological process: lipid storage; positive regulation of triglyceride storage. The transcript is spliced from 4 exons. Gene Ontology annotation, cellular component: lipid droplet; cytosol. The record is from RefSeq and is a predicted model, not a curated record.